AUGCCCGCCACAACCGCAGAGACACUCUCACUUGUGAGCAGGCAAGUCUCAGUUGCUCCUCUUGUCCUCCUCUCGGCAGCAGAUCAUUAUGGCCGCUCUGCCAAGGGCACGCGGAAACGGGUGGUCGGUGUCUUGUUAGGACAAAAUGACGGCAAGAAUGUCCGGGUUUCGAAUUGUUUCGCAGUGCCUUUUGAAGAGGAUGAGAAAGACCCUUCCGUCUGGUUCCUCGAUCACAACUAUGUCGAAUCAAUGCGAGAAAUGUUCAAGAAGGUCAACGCCCGAGAAAAGCUGAUAGGCUGGUAUCAUUCCGGUCCCAAACUACGGGCGUCUGAUCUCGAGAUCAAUGAGCUCUUCAAGAAAUACACACCAAACCCUCUACUCGUCAUCGUCGAUGUUCAGCCCAAAGAAGUUGGUGUGCCCACCGACGCCUACUUUGCCAUUGAGGAGAUCAAAGAUGACGGGACAACUACAACCAAGACAUUUGUGCAUAUACCUUCGAUCAUUGAAGCCGAAGAAGCAGAAGAGAUCGGGGUGGAGCAUCUUCUGAGAGAUAUCCGAGACGUCGCGGUCGGCACAUUGUCCGCGAGAAUCACACAACAACUUCAGUCUCUCCAAGGUCUCCAUCUGCGGUUAAAAGAUAUUGGCGCAUACUUGGAGAAAGUGCUCGAUGGCGAAUUGCCUAUCAAUCAUGCCAUCCUGGGCAAUCUGCAGGACAUCUUCAACCUCCUCCCGAACCUGACACCUCCCGCAUCCCGUCCGAAUGGCAAGCAACAGAUUGAGAACAGCGAGCUUGCGCGCGCCAUGAGCGUCAAGACCAACGACCAGCUCAUGACCAUCUACCUGAGUUCCCUUGUCCGCGCCAUCACUGCCUUCCACGAUCUGAUUGACAACAAGAAUCAGAAUCGGCAGCAGCAAGAAGAGAAGGAUGCAAAGAAGGAUGAAGCAGAGAAGACUGGUGAAAAGGAGAAGGCCAAGGACAAGGAUGAGAAGAAAGCCAAUGGCGAGGUGAAUGGUGACAAGAAGGAGACUGAAGAUUCAAGUAACGCGAAGGUGAAAGGGAAGAAGCGGAGCUAA
This is a messenger RNA of Cladophialophora yegresii CBS 114405, 1074 nucleotides long. RefSeq names its product 26S proteasome regulatory subunit rpn-8. Bases 1 to 1074 code for a protein of 357 amino acids. NCBI's taxonomy places the organism in Eukaryota, Fungi, Ascomycota, Eurotiomycetes, Chaetothyriales, Herpotrichiellaceae. The transcript has 2 exons. Gene Ontology annotation, molecular function: metallopeptidase activity; protein binding. Gene Ontology annotation, biological process: proteasome-mediated ubiquitin-dependent protein catabolic process. The record is from RefSeq and is a predicted model, not a curated record. Gene Ontology annotation, cellular component: proteasome complex; proteasome regulatory particle.